This is a messenger RNA of Telopea speciosissima, 1303 nucleotides long. RefSeq names its product RNA pseudouridine synthase 5. Gene Ontology annotation, molecular function: RNA binding; pseudouridine synthase activity. The record is from RefSeq and is a predicted model, not a curated record. Lineage: Eukaryota; Viridiplantae; Streptophyta; Magnoliopsida; Proteales; Proteaceae. The coding region runs from base 80 to 1228 and encodes 382 amino acids. Gene Ontology annotation, biological process: pseudouridine synthesis. The transcript has 14 exons.
AGUGGACUCCAGUCUCCAGUAUGGUUUGAGGCCUGCGCGGCCUGAUUGAGGGAAAAGUGGAAGAAAAGGCGCCAAACGAAUGGAGGAGACCUUCGGAGAGCCAUGGCCCGAACUCAACGAUGGCCUAGCCUACAAGGAUGUAUUCCCACAUUCUAACACUGCUUCAACAACCCUGGUGGAAUUCUACUCAACCAAGUACAAUAACUCAGCCCCCCUCGAAGGUUGGUUACAAAGGAUACGGAAUGGGCAGAUAAUGGUUGAUGGCCAAGUUGUAAAGGAUCCCGACACAAUUCUCAGAGAAGGUUCGAAAUUAGUCUAUCAUCGUCUUCCUUGGAGAGAGUCAGAUGCACCGUAUUUGCUGGAAGUUCUUUUCGAAGAUGAUGACUUGAUUGCUUUGAAUAAGCCUUCGGGUCUACAAGUUCUACCUGGUGGACUUUUCCAGCAAAGGACGGUUUUAACCCAACUCCAGUGGAGAGCAAGUAAAAAGGCUUCUUCUUCAUGUGGGCUUUCACAAGAACCACUUCCGGCUCCUGUUCAUCGACUUGGUAGGGGCACAUCAGGAAUAUUGCUCUGUGCCAAGUCAAAGCUUGCCAAAGCCCGUCUUGCUGCAUAUUUUGCUGAUGGGACAUCAACUAUUGGGAAUAAGAGGGAAACCAACAUGGAUCUCGGGGUAAAAAGGAGGAUUACAAAGAUAUAUCGAGCAUUGGCCUCGGGAAUAAUUGAUAAAGAUGAGGUUGUCAUAACGCAACCAAUUGGAUUGAUGCGAUACCCUGGGGUGGCCAAUGGGCUUUAUGUUGCUUCUCCAUCAGGUAAACCAGCACUCAGCAAAGUUGAUGUUCUUGAGAGAGAUGUACGUGGAAACUGCACAUUGGUUGAGGUUGAGAUUCAGUCAGGACGUCCACAUCAAAUCCGCAUUCAUCUUUCCUUUAUAGGGCACUCACUCAUUGGAGAUCCUCUGUAUGAUGCUGGUGGUCAUCCAAAAUGCUUAAAAUCAGAGUUAGGAGAUGGAGGUUUUGCAGAAGACGGAGGUUAUCAGAGGCCUAUGAAUCCUGUUCCUGGAGACUGCGGCUACUACUUGCAUGCCCAUCGAUUGGUUCUUCAUCAUCCAACCGCAGGCAAGGUAAUUGAAAUCACUGCUGCUCUCCCAUCUAUCCUACAAACACAGGAUGAAGCCAAUCAAAAGGAGCAUGCCACCCAGUCGGACACUGCUGAAGCUGUUUGUGAAUAGCAGCAACAAAUGUAGCAAUCAAAUCUUCCCCUGUUUAAGAAUAGGAACUGUUUCUCUGUUUAGAUCAUUUAGUUG